AGAACCACAGCUCAUGGCAUAUAUUCCCCCAGCAUAGCCCCACUUAUGUUUCCAGAUAUGGAGUGAGAGAGAGAACAUAGGACAGGCCAGCAACUCCAAAUUAUAAAGAGAACUAUAGCUGCCACAUAUUGACACACAAGAGCUAAUCAAAACCCAUUUUUUAUGUUUCAGCUUUCUUUCUGACUCUCAUCUCAUCCAUAAAAUAGAAACUGGCAAUAUGCAAAAUCAGAACAUGAAUUUGGUUUUGUCCACUGAUGCAAAGCCCAGGUUAAAAUGGAUUCCAGAACUUCAUCAGAGAUUUACGGAAGCAGUGGAUCAACUUGGAGGGGCAGACAAGGCAACACCAAAGAGUCUGAUGAGGGUGAUGGGAAUUCCUGGAUUGACUUUGUACCACCUAAAGAGUCAUUUACAGAAAUAUAGGCUGGGGAAAAGCCAGCUGCCAGAAUCCUGCACUGACAAUAAGGAAGAAGAUCACAGAGAGAUUAAGACCAACGAUGGGCAUUUGAGUAGGGACAUCAGUGAUGCAACCAAAAACCAGAUUAACGAAAACUUGCAGAUUGCUCAGGCUCUCCAAUUGCAAAUGGAAGUACAAAGGAAGCUGCAUGAGCAGAUUGAGGUACAGAGACAUCUGCAGCUGAGAAUUGAAGCCCAAGGGAAGUAUUUACAAUCGGUACUGAAGAAAGCUCAGGAAACACUUUCUGGGUAUAAUUCUUCUCCUCUGGGAGUAGAACUUGCAAAAGCUGAACUCUCCCAGUUAGUAUCAAUGGUCAACACUGGCUGCCCGAGCUCUUCGGUCUCAGAAUUAACAGAAACAGGAGAUCUGAGUCUAAAAGACGUGGAGAGGAAACAAGUUAGAGGCACGAUAUGCUCCAUGGAAAGCUCCUUGACAUCAUCCGAAAGCUCGGGGAGAAAGGAAGAGAAGAGACCGAUGAAGGACAGUGGUGACCCCCAAAUGUCUAAUACAACUGCUCUGGAACUUUCGUUAAUGGAUCUUCACCCAGAAGACAAGCCAAGGAGAACUGAUGCAAGCAAUCAAGGAAGUGGGAGGAAGAGAAGCGGAAGUGCCAUUUCUGAUGGUAUUUGCGCAGAACAACCAGUUUCUAAAAGAUCACCAACCCUCAGAGACAAAAGUGGUAAUCCACUGAGAAAAUCUGGAUUAUUGGAGAAACUGGAUCUCAACAGCCACUAUCAGCAUGACAUUGAAUCAGGUCCAAAAGCAAUAGACUUGAACAUCAAGGGAAUAGAACUAUGCAACGGUUGGAAUCUUGAUAAUACAGAUCGGUUUUAGUCA
Messenger RNA from Juglans regia (Persian walnut), 1291 nucleotides. RefSeq names its product myb family transcription factor PHL8-like. The record is from RefSeq and is a predicted model, not a curated record. Gene Ontology annotation, molecular function: DNA-binding transcription factor activity; DNA binding. The transcript has 6 exons. Bases 218 to 1288 code for a protein of 356 amino acids. NCBI's taxonomy places the organism in Eukaryota, Viridiplantae, Streptophyta, Magnoliopsida, Fagales, Juglandaceae.